UGGGACGCGCUUCUCUUCCUCCUCGCCCCGCCCCAUGGACCCGAUCGAGCUCUAAGAUAAUCAUAUGUACUCCACUCCGAGUCGGUCAUGCGGAGUACUUUGCUCACCACGUUUGCCAUGCGGAGCUCUGCCAGAGUCGGUCAACCAUGCAUAUAUAUCUCCAACUCCGAGGCCAUGUCCAUGUCCACCAAUCCACAUCGAGCUCGACGAUCGCAACGACGUAGACGUAGUACAACUUGGCCAGAUCGGAGCUAGCCAGGUCGCCUGUCACAGUCCGGCCAGGCCAACAAACAACACGCCUCGCUUCCUCCUCCUAGCCGGCGCGCGACCCGAUCCAGCAUCCCAGCUCACAACGAACCAGCCAUUAGCCAUAUACAUCUCCAAUAGACACAGUCAUCUCGAGCUCGUCAGAGCUAGCUAGCGCGGGCAGGAUGGCCGCCAUAGGCGCCUUCUUCUCGGGGCAGGUCAACCGCGUCAAGGACGUGGCGAGCCAGCAGCAGGCGCUGGCCAGGCGCCUGUCGGCCUCGGGCCAGGACUUCCCAGGGUCCGGCCACCGGCCGGCGGACCGCAAGACGUGGAUGGCGGAGCUCGGGCCGGAGCGGCUGCGGGUGCACCAGGUGGUGUGGCCGGGCACCCACAACUCCGCCACGGCCGAGAUCGGCGUGCCCUUCAUCACCCGCCCCUUCGCGCAGUGCCAGUCGCUCUCCGUCUACGACCAGCUCGCCACGGGCUGCCGCCUCCUCGACGUCCGCGUCCAGAAGGACCGCCGCGUCUGCCACGGCCCGCUCGUGGCGAGCUACACCGUCGACGUCGUCAUCGACGACGUGCGGCGGUUCCUGGCCGAGACCGUCGCGGAGGUGCUCGUCCUCGAGGUGCGCACCGAGUUCGGCCACGAGGACCCGCCGGAGUUCGCCAAGUACCUGGCGGAGCGGCUGGGCGAGCACCUGAUCCCGCAGGACGACGCCGUGUUCCGCAGGACCGUCGCGGAGCUGCUCCCGCGGCGGGUGAUCUGCGUGUGGAAGCCGCGCAACUCGCCGGCGCCGGCGCGCGGCGGGCCGCUGUGGAGCGCGGGCUACCUGCGGGACAACUGGAUCAACACGGACCUGCCGGAGAAGAAGUUGGACGGCAACCUCGCGUCGCUCGGGCAGCAGCCCGACCCGGCGGCCGCCCGGAGGCACCUGUACCGGGUGGAGAACACGCUGACGCCGCAGACCGACAACCCGGUGCUGCUCGUCGAGCCGGUCACCCGGCGCAUCCACCGCUUCGCGCGCUUCUUCAUCGCCCAGGCCUUCGCCAGGGGCCUCGGCGGAAAGCUGCAGGUGCUGUCCACCGACUUCAUCGACGGCGACUUCGUCGACGCCUGCGCCGGCGUCACCAAGGCCCGCGUCGACGGCGCCGCGUGAGACCAACGGCGAGGAUUCAUUUGUUACUGGGUCCGUCGUGGUGUGCAAACAGAGUGUGGUGUCCUUGUAGAUUUGUGCUUUCAAAACGCCUCCAUAGGCCAUAGCCAUAGGGGAGCAAGAUUCCAAUAUUUCAUAAUGGAGGAACAGGCAGUUCAAAACAGAGAGUAUAAAUCCAAGUGCAUGUAAAAUUAACCAGGACUAACGCCCUAACGAUGGCUACGCCACGAUCAACAACAAGGCAUACAUCAAGUUAAUUAA
Molecule: messenger RNA, 1661 nt
Organism: Hordeum vulgare subsp. vulgare (domesticated barley)
Lineage: Eukaryota; Viridiplantae; Streptophyta; Magnoliopsida; Poales; Poaceae
Exons: 1
Coding region: 432-1403 (323 amino acids)
Biological process (GO): lipid metabolic process
Molecular function (GO): phosphoric diester hydrolase activity
Source: RefSeq, a predicted model, not a curated record